Molecule: messenger RNA, 1418 nt
Organism: Gymnodraco acuticeps
Lineage: Eukaryota; Metazoa; Chordata; Actinopteri; Perciformes; Bathydraconidae
Exons: 3
Coding region: 285-1229 (314 amino acids)
Biological process (GO): lipid metabolic process
Molecular function (GO): phosphoric diester hydrolase activity
Source: RefSeq, a predicted model, not a curated record
ACUACUGCUUCUUCUUCUGUGUUACUUCCGGUUUAGUUGAAGCCACCACCCAUCGGUCUCCACACCGUUGCAUAUUUGGGAUAUACUAGGCUUGUUUGAGACACAUUGCGGCUCGCCUCGAAAGUAGACGAGAGUAGCCGAUCGCAGCCGGGGGAGGUGUCAAAAAGCUCGUCUUAAGUCGGACAGCUCGGAGUCGGAGUCGGCUUGACUGGCUGGGUUUGCAAUGGCGGCAAUUGUGUUGGCGUUUUUCGUUGCAGAUGAAGUGGAUGCAAUAGAAAUCCCACAUGUAUUGUAUGGAGAAUGGCAUGAUGAACACCGUCUGCCGAGAUUGCAUUUCAGCAAUGAAGUCUGGCCUGCUUUUCCAGUUCAUAUUGGUAUCUGUCACUGUUUUCUGCCAUGGAAAUGACCAAUUCUUCAAUGACGAUGCAAACCUCAUUCUCCCGGGGUCCUACAAUAUUCCAUGGAUGGCGGGCAUUCAGGAUUUCCGCACCCUCUCUCUCCUCACCUUCCCCGGUGCCCACGACAGCAUGGCCCUGCACGGCGGUCGAGAGGCUGAACACCAGGCUUGGUCCCUGAAGGAUCAACUUAGAGCCGGCAUUCGUUUCCUAGAUCUCAAAGUAAUUAAACUGGGUCACACCCUCUAUGUCAUGCAUGGGGUGAUGUACCAGCACAGCACUCUCAGGGAUGUCAUUGACACUGUCCAAGCCUUCCUGUCAGAGUUUAAGACUGAGGCUGUGCUCAUUAGAGUCAAACCAGAGUCUUUUGAGAAGAAAACUAUCAAUGAAAUGGUGCAGAGUCUAAUUGGCAACGACCAGAAUGUGUGGGUGAACACUGCAAUGCCAAAUAUGGGUCAGGUCAGGGGGAAAAUUGUCUUUUUGCAAAAGAGCACCUUCACACUGGGAAUUCCCCUCAUAGAUACAGACGGAAAGCAUUACAAUAAGGUUAGUGAAGUUAAAAAGAAAGACAAAAUGAUAAGUAAGCAGCUGAACCAAGCCACUGAAGCUUGUGGGGGUGAUAAUGCUAUUUUGACUGACAGUACUGGCACAGGCUUUGGUACUUUCAGGGGAAUGUUUCUGACUCCAAAGCGAGUCGCUGAAAAGGUAAACCCAUGGCUCAAUCAAUACCUGAGACAGUUUUACCCAAAUCAGCCCAGACCAUGCUUUGGUAUCAUUGCCAUGGACUUCCCCGGCAUUGACCUCAUUCAAACUGUUAUCAAUUUAAACUAUUGAUGAUAAUGCAAUGCACCCCACAUGAGCUUGAGUGGGCUUAUAUCUGAUGAUUCACUGAUGACUUUCAUUCUUUCCCUUCACUGUACAUUCUUAUGUAGCCGAAUAACUGGAAAUCAUAAAGCAAGCUGAUUGCAUCUUGUGACCAUAAUUAUGACAAAAAUAAAUACAAUUAUAUUGCUUUCUCAUUGA